CAGGGCAAGAGGGGGGGGUCAAUACCCAAUGGUUUAUAUUAUAUCUGACUGUACAGAUGUUUGAUUGGGAGCUGCAACCCGCUGAUUACUACAGUUUCUUUAAACACCAUCUUCGAUGCAAAGUAUCAAAAUGAUAAAGUACCAAAAGGUUAGAACCUCAAGUAUGCUGAGGAAGACGUUUCGUUUUGCCCAGUCAUGAUCAUGAGAAAAAAAGGACAACUUUCAUGUAGACAGACGGACAUGAAAAAUCCACUGUGGCAAUAAAAAUUGAAAGGUUAGACCCUCCAUUAUUCUGAGGAAUAUGUUUAGUUUUGCCCAGUCAUGAGAAAAAGAGACCAUUUUAAUGUAGACAUGAAAAAUCCACUGUGGCAAUAAAAAUUCAUUUUUCAGUGCCUGGAACUGGUUCAUAGCUGGAAUCCAUCCAAGCAAGUGUCUAUAGUGUUGAGUGAGUGUUUGCCAUCUGCUGCCUGUAUCCAUGCACAUGUAGGUCCCAGCAAUAUGCUGAGGGAUGACUUCUGGCAGGCACAGAUAGGGGGACUGGGAAUGAGACGGGACAUGUCUGUGUAAGAGGCAGUAAAUCAGGCUGUACUGUGAAGUGGGACAUCCAGAGGCGAUGUCAGGAGAUGGAAGUGGAGACUUGAGUAGAAUAGCAAUGGGCAGGUCAAACCCUGUGGACUUCGGUGUGUACAGUAUCCAUGCAAAUACUUGCAAUUUAUUCAGGGUCACAGGACUGUGAAAAUUUAAAAAAUUGUUUAAAUCUUCACAAUAUUAAGUAUUUGAGUCUGGAGGUUAGGGACCGCUAUGAAUAUUUCCAGAAUUUCACAAAUUUCAGCUCUGACCUGCAUUUGGUUGUAAUACCAGUACUGGGGGCCAAAAUAUACUGUUUUUAAAUUGCCAAAAAAACUCAAUUAAAUCAUUUUUAAGGCAGAUAUGAUAAGAAUGAAAAACAUAAACGCCUGGGGGUAUAUCUACCCUUAUCCCAAAUUUCAGGUUAUUCGGUCCAGGAAUGAUAAACUCUGAGAUGAAUUGCUGUGAAGAUUUGACAAGAAAGAAUUCAAAAAAGAACCAGAAACAUUACGAAUACAAUAUAUUUCAACCAUACCGGUGGUAUGGCUAAAACAUAUUUACACCUAGCCUAGAAGAUGAUAUUAUUUUCUUUCAUUAAAACAUAAUUUCUUCAAUCCUUUGGUGCUGUAUGUUCAACUGGGCUCCUGGCUGGAUUAACAUCCUCUGAUCUUCUCAUUUAUUUGGGAAAUUACCUCAAGUCAUGAUCAUGUCACCUUUUGGAUAAUCAUGACGGAUAUAUAAAAGGUAAAAGUGCACACUUUAAUGGAGAAGAUACUGUGGUUAUUUGCCAAUACUUGUAUUUGGGAACUGUGCAGCACGAAGUGUUCAGCAUACUAAUAUACAUGCAUGUGCAGUGUACACGUAUACAUAUGUGGAAGGAAUUACAAUUACAUUCAAGUGGACACUAAGCUAAGGAGAAUGGCUAGUCGUUUAUUUUGACUUCCUUCUCAUCGUUUUAUCUCCCAUCUAGCCACACAAAUCCAUUACAUGUCCCUUGGUUUGGACACAUUGUAAGGUAAACUAUAAGAUUUCCACAUUGUGGAUUUAGCAAAAAGACAUCCUGAAAACAGAUCUAGAUGGCAAGGAAGAAAGCUUGAAUCUGUAUUUACUCCAUAGAAUUAAGUGUACCUGAACAUGGUCCCAGGCUCUUUGCUCAAUUGUUGUUUUUCCUUUCAAGCAUAUUUUUAAAUCCAACAACCAUUGAGUGAUGGCCAGACUUGAGGUGAUUUACAUGUAGGGUGGUGCAAAGGAAUAUUAAUGGUGUGCCUGAUUUUCAAAGAGAUCGGAUGGCAAAAUUUUCAGCAUUUCGAUGAUGCUUUCCAUCUGUAGCUGACAGUAUUUUCUGGAAUUACCAGCAUGCAACUUUGCAACAGGUCUCCCUCUGGCGGAGGUAAUCUAUAUCAUUGGUGCAUUAGGUCUGCCAGGAAGUGGGCCUAGCAUGUCAGUUGUUUUUUUAUGCAAAGUGUACAGCCAUGUGUGAUUGUACAUAUGGUUUGGUGUACAUAACACUCUUGGUAAACAGCAUAGAGAAACUUGGGUAUUAGCAAUGAUAAGCACCUUUGAUUUUCAUGAUAAGGAAUUAGCUAUGAUAAGCACAUUGCAUGAUAAUGAAAUUAGCAAGGAUGAUGACAUCAUUAUUCAACACAGAAUAUUUUGAUACAGAGAAUAAAUUAACAGCUACAUUGUACAUGUACUAGGUAACUACUGACUGUAGCAGUUAGGCCUUCAGCUGCAAUUCUGUCCUGCAGGAUUUGCAUAUGAUAUCAAGUAACACACACGGAGAGAGACGUAUGGUAAUACAUGUACAGAUGUGUAUGUUGCCAUGACAGCAGCCUAGUUACUGCCCACCAUAGGGCCUCGGGGAGCAUAAUCUCAUUACGCUGAUGUCACACAUAAUAAAUGCAGCAUAAUCAUCCGUUAGCAGUGUUGUUGUAGGAACCACACGGGCCAGACCGGUAACACAUCAUUAGAGCGGUCUGCCAUGGGUUUUUGUGUGGAGGUGGAAUCUUUAAUCAGGUGUUCAGUGGAAAUUCAUCCCAGUACAGCGCACUCCUGACAUGAAUACAAAUGAGCAGCCGUGAUCAAAGGCAAGUGGAGGGAGACAGGCAGUGACGUUCAUUUCUUCAGUGCACGGACGGUCUGUAGUCCUGUGUGUUGUUUUGCCAGGAGGAACUGAGGGAAAAAUGUGGAGCCCUCGUCAGGCACUGCUGGUUUUGGAUCACUUCAUCUGCAAGGAUGGCACCCCAGCAUACGACAUGAGACUGGUACAGUAGCCAGGACUCCCGUGUUGUUGUUACAUGCAGAACUGGCUGAAGUGAGAUUUUACCGGAGGCUUAGUCAGCAGAAUAUUGACUUCUCACCAACACAGUCAGAAUGUAAGAACUCUGCCUGUCUGGAUAACUGCUGCUGGGAGCUCGAGCUCAUGUUGUUUAGCACUAUCCCGAUGUGAUGUUUUCACCUAUGAACAAGAUUCGCUGAAUGAAAAUGGCCCCUGCAGUAGUGAGAUGUGUUGUGUUGGUGCUGGCUGUGACGUAUUGUACAGGGAAGGAAGGGAACUGUCCUACAGGCUGUAAGUGUAACCAUUCCCUCAAACUACUGACUUGUAAAGACUCCAGGCUGAGGAGGAUCCCUGUGGCCCCACAGUGGGAGGUCCACAGGAUGAUAUUCCGUGGGAACCAUGUAGAGAGGCUGACCACACAGAUGCUGGCCAGCUACCCCCAGCUACGAUAUCUCAGUCUGGAUUGGAACGAGAUUCAGGACAUUGAGGAAGGUGCUUUCCUAUGGCAGAAAAAAUUACAAGUGUUGCAUCUGUCUGGAAAUAGGAUUGGACAUGUGGCCCCGUCCAUGUUUGUAGGGUUGGAGAACUUGACCCGGUUAGAUUUGGAUGCCAACAGCAUCACCACCAUUCCCCCCGGCACGCUCCAGCCCCUGUGCAAAUUACAGAUUCUAACCCUGGUGGGGAAUGAUGUCAACUUACUGCCAGGGUCGGUGUUCCGUGACUUGCCGAAUAUCAGGAGAAUCGCCUUGUCGGGAAGAAAACUAUCAAGCUUGCCGACUGAAGCAUGGAGAAAUGUGGUGAGUCUCCGCACAUUACAUCUUGUUGAUUUUCCAAUGGAGAGGCUGGUGGGAAAAGCCUUCUCUGACUUACCGAAGCUCACGGGCCUUUUCUUAGAGCGAUGGGAGCAACUUUCCUUAAUUCCUGAUGACAGUUUUGUUGACAUGAACUUAACAGCACUAUCCUUAGCUGGAGGGAGUCUGAGCCACGUACCCGUCUGGGCCAUCAAUCAUCUAAUCUGGCUAACGAAGUUACGAUUAUCGGGCAAUCCAAUAACCAGUAUUCCCCACCGCGCGUUUGCCAACCUCACCAUGCUUCAGGCUGUACGACUAGACCACAUGCACUUAACUGAAAUCAGCAUUGGUGCUUUUGCCCAUCUCUCCAAUCUCAGAUUGCUGGACUUGUCAUAUAAUUAUUUGGUUUCGCUGCCCGUAAGGUCAUUCUGGGCACCAAUAUCUAUCCACCACCUUGUCCUGGCUGGAAAUAACUGGCAUUGCAAUUGUGAGCUGCAGUGGAUCUUGGAUGAAAUGGCAGGAGCUUUCAUCCAUCACACGUCCAAGCUGGUGUGUGAAACUCCAGCCCAUCUCCAUGGCAUUGACAUGCUGGAACAGCAAAGCUAUAACCUAACAUGCCAGGGGCCUCAGGCCCUCAUAACACAGGGACACAACAUGUCUGUGGCAGAGGGAACUCUGCUGCAGUUACAGUGUGUCACCGCAGGGGACCCCCUCCCCACGCUCUCGUGGUUCAGUCCAGCUAACACAAACCAUACAGCAGACCCACAAAUGAACAAGAUGGACUUUGAAACAAACACAAAAGGCCGGAGAUACCCCGUACUGGAAAAUAGAACAUUGAGCAUUCCAAAUGUUACUGACAAAGACAGUGGAGUAUAUACCUGCUACGUGGAAAAUGAAUUUGGAAGUGCUGUGGCGGAGAUCAGUAUUGUUGUCACAAAAUUGGGGGAACGGGAUAAAGACCAGAUAGACGGUUGGGAAAGUGAUUCAUCUGCUCUUGCUGACCAAGUGCCAAGUGACAGUCAUUUGAAUGCUGUGGAUGAUGAUGGAAUGGCAUCAGCACGAAGAUUGAAACAGCAUUCAGUAGUUCACAGGAUCAUCCAGCCUGCACUGCUGAAGGGGGCCCAGAGUGCAUUGGUGCCACAGUCACAAACACAACCACAAGGGUAUGUAGCUGGUGAUGACACGUAUCCGUAUGUAACAGAUAGUGAUGCAGUAGAAGAUGAUGUCCUGGCAGUGUAUGAUGAGGACAGUACGGGGAAGCCUGCUAACGGAAGUCGUAUGGGACAGGUAGACACUGGGUCCCUCCCUCAGAACUCCGUCAACCCCAUCAUUGUGGCCAGCCUGCUGGGAAGCGCCACGUUCCUGGGAGUUGUCGUGUUCUGUAUGAUCUUCCUUCUCAUCAUGAGCUGCAUUCGGCCCAGCCACCCCGAUCGGGAAGAAGCCGUGCACACGCCGCGUCGACAGCCAACCGCAGAGCAGAGCCAACAACAGCGCAGAGACAGCAACAUUACCAGCUCCAUGCCCAGCAAGAUGCAGACAAGAAUGGAGCUGUAUCAGCACGCAGAGAUCCUCCGAGGAUGACAUGUCAGGUAUUCACACGGAUAUCCUCCUGAGAACCAAGCCUGACUUACCCCAGCUUACGUAUCGGAGCACAAGAUUGUGCAGGAAUACCUACAAUGUACAGAUGUGCCCAUGGUAGCAAGGGAGACAAAAGACUGCAGAAGGCUGCAAGCCACUUGAAGAUAAUUUAACUAAAAAAAAUGACAAGCAAAGGAAAUGCUCUUAUUCCUUACUGUGCAAGAAAACAGGGACAGUAUAGUACAGCUGUCAGUCAGAGGUCACAUGACUAAAGAGACUACAAACACCAGAUUAAAGGCAAAAAAUGUAUUUGUGAAGAUAAACCUGCAAAAGGUCUGUUUUGUAUAUUUCAGUAGACUUGUAGCCCAGCAAGGAGUACUUUGUCUUUCUGUGCUUUUUUCUGUAGAAUAGUUUGAUACUGUCUCUAUACAACUAAUACUAGGAUUGUGUCUAAUUUUAUUGUUUAUUAAGUUGUUUGCUGCUCAUGCUAAAUGUAGAUUGCACAGAGCUUGUAGAGUAAAUCAUUCACAUGAUUACUACUGUAAAGUAGCUGUACAGAAGGUACAUGUACAUGUAACAAAACAUGUUCUUUGAUAGGAGUCAUGAACAUUUGGUAUCUCUAACUAUGGUUGUGCUGGACUUUCCUGUGGCUUUAAAUGGGGUAAUUUGUCAGAUGACAUUGUUAGCUAACUUACAAAUGUAUGUAAAAAUAAGAGCUGUAAGGGAGGACCUAAGAAACUGAUCAGAAUUUCACAACAAAGCCAGGUAAAAUCUUCUAUUUAGGGAUGUUAUCAAGAGUUGUCUGUUUCCUGAGGGAAAUGUGGAAAAUUCCCUUGUUUUCAGACUCCUGGAAGUUGCAGUUGUAAAGACAUUUCCAUGACUGUAUGUGUAUAUAAGUCACAUAGGCCAGGGUGCUGACAGCAGCCAUCUCAUUGGCUGGUGAUGAGUUGGAUAAACUUCAUCAGUACCAGUAACUACUGUAACUUAUCACUGCUCCUAGAUAACUGGAUUAGGCUGCCAAAGACAACUGUGAAACAUGUCUUGUCUUGUUUUCCACAUACUAGAUUAGUGAUGAAUAGUUCCAUGCAGUGAUUCUUGACUAGAUUGUGACAAUGCCAGACAUGGUUUGACUGUACUUAUGAAUCAAUAAUUAUAAUAAUGGGCAUAAGUAUAAUGUAGUGUGAAGAGACCAGCCAUUGUACAAUUUAUUGAAAAUGCCAUGCAUCUGAACAAGGUGUGAUCGGAGACAAAUGUUAUGCCCAUGACUUUAUCAAUACCACCUUGUUCGCUAUAUCAAGGGUCGCAAUAUGGUUGUUAGCCUCCAAAUUUGACCAACCACACAGCAGACAUCGUCAAUUGAGUUAAUUCUGCCCUGGCUGUCCCCCCCCUCCCCAAACAUACCAUUGAUCAAAGUUCCCCACACAUUAGGAUGUCUUUUCUGGCUGGUCCUUCACAGUUACAUGCCAUUAUUACCACCGAAGAUGCAAAUGAGAUCGUCCUCUGAUCAUCGGGCUUUGUGUAAGUCAUGUCUUCUCCAUAUACACAUGUAAACAGAAAUUCAGCAAAGUUUCUGUGCAAAAAUGGGUUACAUGCAGUCAGAUGAGAUCUAUUAGUGUGCUUAAUGUAAAUGUGUAACGGUAUGAAAUACCAAUAAGAGACUGGCAAGUCUCUCACUAAAUACCACAAGAUGACAACAAGACUUCACUUGAAAAUGAUGGUGGGGCCUGUAAACCAGGCGGACUUCAAUUAAUUUGAGCUAAAAGCAUUAGUAAAAUAGAAAAGAAAACACAUAAACUUUAGAAUCAGUAUGACAGUGCCAUGAUUAUUCUCUUGUCAGGGCCUCUCUGGGUUACUAGUUCAUGUGCACGGGAGAGCGUAACGUUAAUCGCAGACAUUACAGAGCUGUCCAGAGGAACUUUAUAGUGUCACCCGAUGGAUGACUGAAUUGAGACACUGUUUUGUUAUCAAUCAUUCAAUGGCGGAAAUUUGAACAGGAUGACAAAAAAAAUAUAUUUUUUGGAAGGAUUUUUGCAUCAAUGAGGAUUGGGCUGAUGAAAAAAAAUUGAGCUGGCUAGAGCCCUGGCGGUCAGUUUCGCCAACACAGAGCAGCAUGGCAAAGUCUCGAAAUGCAAUAAUGCAUGCCUUUUUUGGACAUGUGAAAACAGAGGGAUCAGUGCAUGGGGUCAUUUGGUGACUCAGUUUUUUAGGCCAAUAGAUGGAGAAGUACAAUGUACAUGUAUUAGCAACAUGGACCUUAGCAUGGACCUUGAUAUCUUCUGUGUGGUAAUGAAUUGACUGUAUACAAUGUUUUGUGACAGGCAUGUGUGUUACAAAUGUUGACGUUGUGCCCCAAACAAACCUACAUGACUCAAUUUGUACAGUCUGGAUAUUAAUGAUAACAACUUUGUGUCUGCAAAUGAUUUUCAUUCAUGAAUACAUGGGUGUUGAGAUAACUCUUUAGUUGUCAAUAGUAAUUUGUACACAGUAAUACUAUAUGUACAAACCACACGUUGUCUCUAUGUCAUUCAAUAAAACUAGGUGUACUAUCUAUUUUCAGCUUUCAAGGACAAUAUUCCUUCAGCCAAUAUGUAUUAUGUACCCAAGAAAGGCACUAUACACUUAGAACCAGAAAUUAAAUGUAAAGAGAAUCACAAA
Branchiostoma floridae (Florida lancelet) is the source of this 7869-nucleotide messenger RNA. Its product is annotated as leucine-rich repeat and immunoglobulin-like domain-containing nogo receptor-interacting protein 2. Bases 3046 to 5217 code for a protein of 723 amino acids. The transcript has a single exon. Lineage: Eukaryota; Metazoa; Chordata; Leptocardii; Amphioxiformes; Branchiostomatidae. The record is from RefSeq and is a predicted model, not a curated record. Gene Ontology annotation, molecular function: protein binding.